UGUAUUAAAAAUUUAAUGGAAAAAAUCUGGUAGCCAGCGCGAAUAACAUCCUAGACUUUUGGGAUCCAAAUCCAACAAGCAUUUGUAGAAAGAGAGAUUGGGAUCAGCUGCAGCAUAUUGAUAUUUAUCUGUCCUCAUUUUUCGAAUAAUUAACGGUGAAGAUUCGAUCCCCCACAAGCUGUAGACCAUAGCUGUUCUGUGUGAUUCUCUUUUACACAUCAUCUAUGGCGGAUUGAUGAUUAGUUCAAACUCCUAAGGUACAAGGCUUAUCAAAUCAUCUCACGACAUCCUUCGCUUUGGUUUUUUCUCCUUCUUUCCUCUCCUGCAACCACUUCUAUACUCGAAUUCCAGUUCUCGUCUCCUGUUGUCGCGUACGGAAACCCUUGAUUUGCAGUAACAAAAGCCAUCAUUACCAGUGAGUUAACAUACACACGAAAGUCGUCAUUUGUAAGUGGUUGUAUAUCAUUUGAUGCCUGAAGCACUUUGAAGGUUGUUCUGAUGAAGUAACUGGAUUUGUGAAGUUAUAUACUGAUAGAACAGCCAUGUUGCCUUGUUGGAAGGAAUUUAACUUUAAGUUGACUCACACCUCUAUCUCUUUAGAGCUUAUGUUAAAUAGGGCUUUACUUUUAUAAUAAUCUAGAAGACAUGGAAGAUCCAAAAAAGAAGUUCCCUCUCGAUGCAAAGGAUUACAAGCUAUAUGAGGAAAUUGGUGAAGGAGUCAGUGCAUCCGUGUACAGAGCUCUCUGUGUUCCACUAAAUGAGACGGUUGCAAUCAAGGUUCUUGAUUUAGAGAAGUGUAAUAAUGACCUGGAUGGUAUUCGUCGGGAAGUACAAACCAUGAGUUUGAUUGAGCAUCCAAAUUUACUACGUGCAUAUUGCUCUUUCACAACUGGCCAAAGCCUUUGGGUUGUUACACCAUAUAUGGCUGCUGGAUCUUGUCUUCACAUAAUAAAAUCCUCUUAUCAAGAAGGUUUUGAAGAGCCUGUUAUAGCUACAUUGCUGCGAGAGGUUCUUAAAGCUCUGGUUUAUCUUCAUAAUCAAGGCCACAUCCAUAGAGAUGUGAAGGCAGGGAACAUAUUAGUUGAUUUUAAUGGGUCUGUGAAGUUGGCUGAUUUUGGAGUAUCUGCAUGUAUGUUUGAUACUGGUGAUAGGCAACGUUCAAGAAAUACCUUUGUGGGAACUCCUUGUUGGAUGGCACCUGAAGUUAUGCAGCAAUUGCAUGGAUAUGACUUCAAAGCAGACAUCUGGUCAUUUGGAAUCACAGCACUUGAACUCGCUCAUGGGCAUGCACCAUUCUCCAAGUAUCCACCAAUGAAGGUUUUGCUUAUGACUCUGCAAAACGCACCACCAGGUCUUGACUAUGAAAGGGAUAAAAAAUUCUCAAAGUCUUUUAAAGAAAUGGUUGCUGCUUGCUUAGUGAAAGACCCAAAAAAACGCCCCUCAUCAGAGAAGCUUUUGAAGCACCCUUUCUUUAAGAAUGCGCGAACAAUUGACUAUUUGGAAAAUACUAUUCUUAAUGGUCUUUUCCCAUUAGGAGAUCGUUUCAGGAUGCUAAAGGCAAAGGAAGCAGAACUUCUUAUGCAGAACAAGGAAUUAUUUGGGGAAAGGGAGCAUUUAUCACAGCAAGAGUAUAUUCGUGGAAUUAGUGCUUGGAAUUUCAAUCUUGAGGACUUGAAGAAUCAAGCUGCUCUUAUCCAGGAUUAUGAUGAAAUAUCAAAUACAGAACAUCUGAAUGAAAAUCCAAAGCAAGAAAAUGGGCUCAAUGAUGUUGGGUUGCCAACAGAGAGACCUUCCCCUGAGAUAUCUGAUCAUUCAGAUACUGGAUCUCACCAUGAGGAUGCAAUCGAUGAAAUUCCUGAUUUGGAGACUUCACUUGCAGCGUUUCCUAUAAAGCCUCUUCAAGCACUCAAGGGAUGUUUUGAUGUCUGUGAAGAUGAUGAAAACUUAACAGAUAAUGAACAACAAAGUGACAUGAAGCCAUUAAUCAAAGCUGAAGAACAGGAAGCUGAAAGCAAUGAUACUGAUAAUUCUGGACAAAUAAAAUCCUUACCACGUCCUACUGAUGGGCUAAGAAGAUAUCUGAGUGGUUCACUGCUUCCAGAUAAUAAUAACAAUAAUAAUAAUAAUCAUUUUUCUCGUAAAAAGUUGGUUGCUGAUUUUGACAGGGAUCAUCUGCAAUCAAGAUUCCAAGUACAACGCAAUCAUAGUGGUCCACUGCAGUGUCGUCAAAAACCUAAAGGGAAUAAUAUUAAUAAUUCUACAUCUGGUGAGGAUGUUUCAGAAGGAGCUGUGGUCCAGCGUAAGGGACGGUUUAAAGUCUUAUCUGCAGAUCAUAAUCCAAAGAAUCCUGUUUCUAGUGGUAAUAGUAGUACCAAUUCUCCAAUAUCAAUCACAUCAGCUGCUUCUGUUCUUCCAUAUUUGCAAACCAUUCUUCAGCAUAAUGCUAUGCAAAGAGAAGAACUACUUAAAUUAAUCAAGUUUGCAGAUCAAUUCCAUGGCAAUGCUUAUGAGGGGUCAGGAACCAAUGGAUUUUCACAAAUGCAUGUAAAUUCUCCAAGGGAAAGAGAACUGCAGGCUCAGGUUAUCGAGUUACAACAAAGCAUUGGCAGUCUGGUUGAGCAAUUACGAAUACUGAAAACAAGAAAUGCAAAGUUGGAAAGAAGUAUUAGCAGUUUAACAGAAAAAGAUAGCAUCCAAGAAUGAUAUACGAGAUAGCACAUGCUUUAAAUAUAUAUAAUAUAUAUCUUCUCCUAAUAUUAUGUUGUGGUGGCUAAUUGUUGGUUUGUAAAUUUUGCAAGUAUUAAAGCAUAUAUAUGUUAUAUAUUUGUUUGUGAAUGAAUACAAGGAGGAAUGGGGGGCUUAAGGCUUUGAAGUUAUGAGUUGCCAUUCCUCUAUAUAGCAUACAUACAUAGCAUCCAUGUAUAUUCUAUUAAAUGCUGUAGUUUAUGUAUUCAAUAUCAAAAUUAUUAAUCUGGUAUUUUAA
This is a messenger RNA of Lactuca sativa (garden lettuce), 2983 nucleotides long. RefSeq lists its product as uncharacterized. Gene Ontology annotation, biological process: protein phosphorylation. Lineage: Eukaryota; Viridiplantae; Streptophyta; Magnoliopsida; Asterales; Asteraceae. Gene Ontology annotation, molecular function: protein kinase activity; ATP binding; protein serine/threonine kinase activator activity. The record is from RefSeq and is a predicted model, not a curated record.